AUGCUGCUUACUAAGAGAUUUUCGAAGUUGUUCAAGCUGGCGUUUAUAGCCUUGAUAUUAUGCGGGCUGUUCGUCAUUACGAACAAAUACAUGGAUGAGAACACGUCCGUCAGGGAGUACAAGUCGUACUUGCAAGAUUAUCUUGACAGUCACUCUAACAAGCAUCCUUCUACAGACGCUCCCGUCACUGAUGAUUCAAGUUCUUCGAAAGUCAAUGAUAACGCGGCCACUAGAAAGCUGAAAGAUUUCUACGAUAAAGUCUUCAACUUCUUGAUUCUGGAUUCCCCCACGGGGAAGUCCGCAAGAAAUUACGGCAAGGCAUGUCUGCUAAAUGGCGACAUCGGGGACCGUCCCGACCAAUACGAAGAACUUCACAAGUUAUCUGCCAAACAGUUGUCGAAGUGUUUGGAACUGUCUCCCGACGAGAUAUCAAGACUGACCAAAAGUCACAGGGAUUACGUGGAACAUAUAGCGACUCUACUCCUGCCAAAGGGCACCUAUAAGGGCUCCGGUAUAGCCACCGUGGGUGGUGGUAAGUUCUCGCUCAUGGCAUUUUUGAUCAUCAAAACCUUGAGAAACAGGGGUACCAAUCUGCCAGUGGAAGUGCUUAUUCCUCCCGGUGAUGAGGGUGAAAGUGAAUUCUGUAACAAAAUUCUACCCAAGUAUAAUUCCAAGUGCAUUUACGUUUCAGAUAUCUUACCGGUGGAGACGAUCAAAAAAUUCCAUUUUGAAGGCUACCAGUUCAAGUCCUUGGCCCUCAUUGCUUCCAGUUUUGAAAACUUGCUUCUACUGGACGCUGAUAAUUUCCCAAUCAAAUCUCUAGACAAUAUAUUCAACGAAGAACCAUACGUAUCAACAGGCUUGGUCAUGUGGCCUGAUUUCUGGAGGCGUACCACCCACCCCUUGUACUACGAAAUUGCCGGUAUCCCUGUAAACAUGAAUAAAAGGGUCCGUAACUCCCAAGACGAUAUCACCCCGCCCGCUGUUUACACGAAGGAUCUAAAAAAUCUGGAUGAUGUCCCGCUGAGUGACCUAGACGGCACGAUUCCCGAUGUCUCCACGGAAUCCGGCCAGCUGAUGAUAAACAAGUCCAAGCAGUUGGCCACCGCCCUGUUAUCUCUAUUCUACAACGUUAAUGGUCCAAACUGGUACUAUCCAAUCUUCUCUCAAAAAGCCGCUGGUGAAGGUGAUAAAGAAACUUUCAUUGCCGCCGCUAACUUUUAUGGUGAGCCUUUUUACCAAGUUAGAACCAGGACAGGCGUUGAAGGCUACCAUGAAAACAAGGAUUUCCAUGGGGUAGCAAUGUUACAGCAUGAUUUUGUCCAGGAUUACAGCCGUUACUUAAUUGCCUCUAAGAAGACCAAUGACAAGUACAACACGAUGAAAUCCUCUGCCUCAAUCAAGUUUGACAAAAGCUACUCCUUUGAAAAUUAUUUCGAAGAAUUUUUCGAGAACGAGGACACAAACGCCAAGAAUCAUGUGGAUGUUAUGUUUAUUCACUCAAACCUUCCAAAAUUUGACCCUUACGACCUAUCCGAAACCAAUUUUUUGACCAUAGAUAAGAAGCCUGCUCGUUCGUACACCGCCUUACAUAAAAUUCAGAAUUACGAUAUCGAACUGGAGAAUUUCAAAGCCUUGAAAGAAUACGUCUGCACUAACAAGAACCCUUUCAAGUAUCUUGAUGACGCCUUGGGUGAAGACAAGGUGAAAUGGAAAAAAAUGUGCGAUUACAUUACCGAGAGAUUGGAGUUUUUAGAAUCCACUCAUGAUAAGGCGAUUGCUGAUAAAUAA
Saccharomyces kudriavzevii IFO 1802 is the source of this 1791-nucleotide messenger RNA. It is a transcript of the gene MNN2, whose product is annotated as alpha-1,2-mannosyltransferase MNN2. The record is from RefSeq and is a predicted model, not a curated record. Gene Ontology annotation, biological process: mannan biosynthetic process. Gene Ontology annotation, molecular function: alpha-1,2-mannosyltransferase activity. Lineage: Eukaryota; Fungi; Ascomycota; Saccharomycetes; Saccharomycetales; Saccharomycetaceae. The transcript has a single exon. The coding region runs from base 1 to 1791 and encodes 596 amino acids. Gene Ontology annotation, cellular component: Golgi apparatus.